AUGCAUUUCGCCCAAGCUGUGGCUGUCGCAGCCUUGGUGCUGUCUGGAGUUAGUGAUGCCGUCGCCGUCAACCCGCUACCCGCCCCAAGAUCGAUCAGCUGGGGAAAAUCAGGUCCCCUAUACCUCGCUCCCUUCGUCAGAUACAGUGGAACACGCGACCAGAACCUCCAGGAAGCCUGGCGCCGUACCUUCAACACCAUAGUCAAGCUUCGCUGGACGCCGGCUGUGCCUGACGUUCCAUUUCCUACUUUCGAUCCCUUCCCGACCCCAAAAGCUAAGCGCGAUGAUAUCGGUUACAGAAACUCGAUAGGCCAGGUUAACGUCAAAGUAGAAGAUACCAAGGCAAAGCUGUCCCAUGGCGUGGACGAGUCUUACACAUUGGAGAUCAAGGAUGGAUCCAGCAGUAUCGAUAUCACUGCCAAAACAGUCUGGGGUGCCCUCCACGCAUUCACAACUCUGCAGCAGAUUGUCAUUGCCGAUGAACAGAGUGGGCGACUGUCCGUUGAACACCCCGUCAUGAUCAAAGAUCAACCUUUGUAUCCUAUCCGAGGUAUCAUGGUUGACUCUGCUCGCAAUUUCAUCAGCGUGGACAAGAUCAAGGAGCAACUCGAUGCAAUGUCCUUGUCAAAGAUGAAUGUCCUUCACUGGCAUUUAACCGAUACCCAAUCUUGGCCAAUCGAGAUCAAGAAAUAUCCCCAGAUGACCAAGGACGCUUACUCUCGACGAAUGACCUAUACUCACGGAGAUGUCAAGGAUGUCAUUGGCUAUGCACGCGCGCGCGGAAUCCGUGUCAUACCAGAGACUGACACUCCUGGCCACUCCUCGUCCGGCUGGAAACAGAUUGACCCGGAUCUUGUCUCUUGCGCUAACUCCUGGUGGUCCAACGAUGACUGGCCAAAGCACACUGGUGUUGAGCCAAAUCCAGGCCAACUUGAUCCCGCAUACGACAAGACCUAUGAGGUUAUCGAGAAUAUCUACGGAGAAUUGUCCGAUCUCUUUGAGGACGAGAUGUAUCACAUUGGUGGUGAUGAACUGCAGCCGAACUGCUACAACUUCAGCUCUCAUGUCACUAAAUGGCUCGCUGAAGAUGCCUCCCGAACCUUCAACGACUUACUACAGUCAUACGUCGACAGGCUGUUCCCAGCCUUGAAGAAGCGCAAUGACCGCCGCCUAAUCGCCUGGGAAGAUAUCUUCACUUCUGAGCAGAUGCACGCAAAGAAAGUACCAAAGGAUACCAUCAUGCAGUCCUGGAAUAAGGGCCUCGAAAACCUCAAGCUUCUUACGUCGAACGGCUUCGAUGUCAUCGUCUCCUCGGCCGAUUUCUUCUAUCUUGACUGCGGAAACGGCGGCUGGGUCACCAACGACCCUAGAUAUAACAUCAUGGAGAACCCAGACAGCAAGACUCCAAACUUCAACUACCUCGGAGACGGCGGUUCGUGGUGCGCCCCAUACAAGACCUGGCAGCGUAUCUACGAUUACGACUUCACCGAUGGCCUCAACGACGAGGAAAAGAAACACAUCCUAGGCGGCAUUUCGCCUCUCUGGUCCGAACAAGUAGACGACGUUAUCAUCUCUUCGAAAUUCUGGCCCCGUGCCGCUGCUCUCGCCGAGCUGUUUUGGUCCGGCAACAAGGACGAUAAGGGUCAGAAGCGAACAACGCAAAUGUCCAACCGUAUCCUAAAUUUCAGAGAAUACCUCGUUGCCAAUGGAGUUGGUGCCGCUCCUCUACAGCCUAGAUAUUGUCUCCAACACCCACACCAUUGCGAUCUCUUCUUGAACCAGACCGCUAUUGUGUAA
Arthroderma uncinatum is the source of this 1797-nucleotide messenger RNA. Its product is annotated as beta-hexosaminidase. Gene Ontology annotation, biological process: carbohydrate metabolic process; glycosaminoglycan metabolic process. Gene Ontology annotation, cellular component: membrane. The record is from RefSeq and is a predicted model, not a curated record. Bases 1 to 1797 code for a protein of 598 amino acids. Gene Ontology annotation, molecular function: beta-N-acetylhexosaminidase activity. Lineage: Eukaryota; Fungi; Ascomycota; Eurotiomycetes; Onygenales; Arthrodermataceae. The transcript has a single exon.